CCAUCUUCAUCUUCAUCUUCAUCUUCUCUCUAAACAAAAACAAGAAACUUUGAAUCCAGCCAUGGGAUUUCCAGUUGGGUAUACAGAGCUUCUACUUCCCAAGCUUCUUCUUCACACACUCUCUGUUUUGGGUUUUAUAAGAACCCUAAUUUCAACCAUUUUUCAAUCAAUCGGAUUUGGGGAUUUCCUAAAUCCAGAAGUGACAUGGACAAAUCGGUCGGAGGAAUUCCCACCGGAGCCCCAACACAAAUCUUUGUCGGCUGCCCUGAUCAGGGAACUUCUUCCGGUGGUGAGAUUCUCCGAUCUGGAACACCCACCGGCGGCGGAGAGCUGUGCUGUCUGUUUGUACGAGUUUGAUUGUUGUGACGAGAUCCGACAACUGACGAACUGCCGACAUAUAUUCCAUCGGAGUUGCCUUGACCGUUGGAUGGACCAUGAUCAACGGACAUGUCCACUCUGUAGGACCCAGUUCGUGCCGGAUGAUAUGCAGGAAUCGUUUAAUGAACGACUGUGGGCGGCUACCGGAGUUUCUGAUUUCUACGGCGAGUAUUCACCGGUUGCCGCCGGUUUGUAGCGGCGAGUGGGUAGUUGAAGAUUUUAGUUUUUUUUUUUUUUUUUUUUUUUUUUGGUAUGCUGGAAUUGUGGAAUGACAAAAUAGUAGAGAGAGAGAUAAUAAUUAAAAAUAUUAUUAAAAAUGUAUAUAUUUGAAGAAAAAUGGGAAAGAAGACAGACUAAAGUUGUAUUUUAAGAAAAGAAUGAAAAAGGUGCAUCUACCAAUCUUGUAAAUACUAUGAAUCAUGGAUUUCAAUUCAAUGUUUUUGUUUGGAUUUUUAUAAUGCCACUAAA
Impatiens glandulifera is the source of this 846-nucleotide messenger RNA. Its product is annotated as brassinosteroid-responsive RING protein 1-like. The record is from RefSeq and is a predicted model, not a curated record. The coding region runs from base 62 to 574 and encodes 170 amino acids. Lineage: Eukaryota; Viridiplantae; Streptophyta; Magnoliopsida; Ericales; Balsaminaceae. Gene Ontology annotation, biological process: protein ubiquitination. Gene Ontology annotation, molecular function: ubiquitin protein ligase activity. The transcript has a single exon.